GGUGUACUUCAGCCAUACCGUGAGCUCGGCUGGUGGCAACGGAUGUACCGCUUAUCUCCCUUCACGUACCUCAUUGAGGGUAUGGUCGGUCAAGCGAUGGGCAACACUCCGAUCCGUUGCUCUUCGACAGAGCUCGUCAGUUUGAAUCUACCCUCGGGUCAAACAUGCUCUGAUUACGGCGGGUAUAUCACCAACAGGGACGCGACCAGUGGGUGCGAAUACUGCGAAUUCACCACGGCGGACGAAUUCCUGGAGACCAGUUUUAACAUCUGCUACAAAAACCACUGGCGCGAUUUCGGUCUUUUCAUCGCGUACAUUGGUUUCAAUGUUUGGUGCAUCUACAUGUUGACAUACAUGUUCCGCAUCCGUUCCGGGAGCAUGAUUGGAAGCGCCGAUGGCUGGCUGAAGACCCGGAUUGCAAAGAGAAAGUGA
Messenger RNA from Laetiporus sulphureus 93-53, 432 nucleotides. RefSeq lists its product as uncharacterized. NCBI's taxonomy places the organism in Eukaryota, Fungi, Basidiomycota, Agaricomycetes, Polyporales, Laetiporaceae. The annotation marks the transcript as partial. The transcript has 3 exons. The record is from RefSeq and is a predicted model, not a curated record.